AUGGCCGCAGAUCGUCUCAGCUCGCUCAUGCGCCAUCUAAAGGGCUCCAACACUGGAGUAGACGCAAUCACCCAGAAGAACCCUGAGGAUGUUGUAAUCACCCUAUCUAUACGCACACCUCUGACCAAGGCGUUUAAGGGUGGCUUCAAAGAUACAGAGUUAGACUACAUCUUGUAUGCCCUUCUAAAGGAGACAAUAGCCAAGUCAAAGAUCGACCCAGCCCUAGUCGAAGACAUCUGUCUUGGCAACGUCGGCGAGUCCAAAGCCGCAUACAUGGUGCGCGCCGCAGCCCUAGCAGCCGGCAUCCCGCACACAUCAGGAGCCUCAAGUGUAAACCGCUUCUGCUCAUCCGGACUAAAAGCCGUGCAAGACAUUGCGAAUCAGAUCCAGCUCGGUGCCAUCGACGUUGGUAUCGCCCUAGGUGCAGAGCUAAUGUCUGCAGCUGGUGACCGGCUCGAGAGACCGUUUAAUGCCGAGGUCCUACGGAAUCAAGAGGCAGCUGAUUGUAUGCAGCCUAUGGGACAGACAUCUGAGAAUGUUGGGAAAGAUUUUGGGAUUUCGCGUGAGAUACAAGAUCGUUAUGCUGCUGAAUCUUUCCGGCGUGCCGAGGAUGCGCAGAAGGCGGGUUGGUUUGAUGAUGAGAUUGUGCCGAUUCCUGUUGUGGUGAAGGAUCCUAAGACUGGUGAGGAGAAAAACAUUACUCUUGAUCGGGAUGAGGGGAUUCGCUAUGGAACUACUUAUGAGUCGCUUGCAAAGAUUCGGCCUGCGUUCCCGGACUUUGGCGAUAAGUCGACUGGUGGGAAUUCUAGUCAGGUUACUGAUGGUGCUGCUUCUGUCCUUUUGAUGCGUCGAUCAAAGGCCAUCGAGCUAAACCAGCCCAUUUUGGCCAAGUUCUGCGGUGCCACCAUAGCUGGUGUCCCUCCUCGCAUUAUGGGCAUCGGACCAACGGCGGCCAUUCCAAAGCUACUGGGCAAGUUCCAGCUUGACAAAGAUGAUAUUGAAAUCUAUGAGAUCAACGAAGCUUUCGCUUCAAUGGCUGUGUACUGUAUUGAUACCCUCGGCCUUGACCAUGCAAAGGUGAACCCGCGUGGUGGUGCUAUUGCCCUCGGUCACCCUCUCGGUGCGACUGGUGCGCGCCAAAUUGCCACUAUACUCAGUGAGGCUCGACGGACCAAGAAGAGGAUACUAGUCACUAGUAUGUGUAUCGGUACUGGGCAGGGUAUGGCUGGUCUAUUUGUGAAUGAGCAGGUAUAA
Molecule: messenger RNA, 1254 nt
Organism: Penicillium taxi
Lineage: Eukaryota; Fungi; Ascomycota; Eurotiomycetes; Eurotiales; Aspergillaceae
Gene: kat1
Product: putative 3-ketoacyl-CoA ketothiolase (Kat1)
Exons: 4
Coding region: 1-1254 (417 amino acids)
Biological process (GO): fatty acid beta-oxidation; phenylacetate catabolic process
Cellular component (GO): peroxisome
Molecular function (GO): acetyl-CoA C-acyltransferase activity
Source: RefSeq, a predicted model, not a curated record